This is a messenger RNA of Vespa velutina, 2704 nucleotides long. Its product is annotated as cytochrome P450 4C1-like. The record is from RefSeq and is a predicted model, not a curated record. NCBI's taxonomy places the organism in Eukaryota, Metazoa, Arthropoda, Insecta, Hymenoptera, Vespidae. Bases 156 to 1709 code for a protein of 517 amino acids. The transcript has 13 exons. Gene Ontology annotation, molecular function: monooxygenase activity; iron ion binding; oxidoreductase activity, acting on paired donors, with incorporation or reduction of molecular oxygen.
ACUAGGAAAACGAAUGCGUAGAAUAAAAUUAUCGUGCUCUCUUUGAAAUUCUCAUUCAUCGUUCAGAUGAUCAAGCAAUCGAGACACUUAUAAAUUCAGAAUCUUGAAAAUUCUAUUACGGGAACUAUAAGAAGUUACCAACAAUAAUUGAUAAGAUGUUCCUCCUUGUCAUAUCAGGGUUUCUUACACUCCUAUUUGUGUUGCAUUACUUUACACGAUAUGGCAGAAUAGGAAAUAUUUCUAAUCGAAUUGCUGGACCGAAAGCAUUUCCCAUAAUAGGAAAUUUAUAUCAUCUUCAAAUUGACAAUGAACAAUUACUAGAAAAACUUUGGAAAAUUAAUAAGGAAUUUUCUCCAAUUAACAGAUUGUGGUCAUUAUUCUUUUCAUUAAUAACUAUAAUUCAUCCGGAAGAUGUCGAGAUACUUUUGAAGAGUACGCAACAUCUAGAAAAAACUAUACCUUACAAAUUUUUACAACCUUGGCUUUCCACUGGAUUAAUAACUGGAGCAGGAGAAAAGUGGCAAAACCGACGAAAAAUUUUAACGCCAACCUUUCACUUUAACAUCCUUAAACAUUUUGUUGUUAGUUUUAACGAAGAGGCACAGUAUCUCGUAACAUUACUGAAAGAAGAAGGAAAAGGAGGAUCAAUUAUCAAAGAUUUACAGGAAUUUUUACCUGUACAUACUUUAAACGCGAUAUGCGAAACGGCUAUGGGAACCUCCUUAAGAGGAACGGGCGAAUUUGAAACUAAAUAUCACCAUGCCGUUCAUGAUUUCGGCAGAAUAGCGGCCUAUAGAGUAGCAAGACCUUGGUACCAUUCCGAUACAAUAUUUGCAUUAUCGCAACGUGGUAGACAACAAAAGGAAUUGUUGAAAACGCUUCACGGUUUUUCGAAAAAGAUAAUAGCAGAAAGGAUACUAUUUCACGAACAAACUAAGGGGAAAUAUUUACAAAAUGUUGAAGAAAUGGAUGAGAAUCAGAUUUUUUCCGAAGAAACCGACGAAAAAAAUAAAAAUCCAAUAUUCAAGAAAAGACUGGCUAUGCUAGAUCUACUUAUAGCCGCUUCACUGAAUGAUAAUCAAAUAGAUGAAGAAGGAAUACGAGAAGAAGUCGACACUUUUAUGUUCGCGGGUCACGAUACUACGGCAAUGGCGUUAUGUUUUGCUCUGCUUCUUUUUGCAAAACACAAAGAUGUUCAGGAACGUAUAAGAAAUGAAGUGAAUACGGUUAUGCAACAAAGUGAUUGUAAACUAACUAUUCAAAUGCUUCGAGAAUUUUCGUAUUUAGAAAGAUGUCUCAAAGAAUCAUUACGUUUAUAUCCAAGCGUUCAUUUUAUAGCUCGUUAUAUAUCUCAAGAUCUGCAGCUGAAGAAUUUUUUAAUCCCAGCCGGUUCAAUCUGUAACGUAAACAUCUAUAGCUUACAUAGAAAUCCAAAUAUUUGGAAAAAUCCUGAUGUUUUCGAUGCGGAUAGAUUUUUAGCAGAAAAUACAAAAGGACGUAAUCCUUAUUCCUUCAUUCCAUUCAGUGCAGGACCAAGAAACUGCAUCGGGCAGAAAUUCGCAAUGCUUGAACUCAAACUUAUGGUAGCUUACAUAUUGCACAACUUCUAUUUGGAACCUGUUGAUGAACUGGACGAAGUUAAAAUGAUAGGAGAUACUAUAUUAUGCUCAUCAAAACCAAUUCGUGUCGAAUUUAUACCUAUAAAAUAAUAGUACAUCAUCUUUAUCGGAAUUGCAUGCAUCAUUUCGAUGGUGUGAUUUAUAAGGCGAAAUCAUCAUAUAUAUAAUGUUGGAAUACGAAAUAUAAUUACAUCUUUUUUCUGCUUAUUUUUAAUCUCUGUAUUUAAUUUCUCUUUUUUUUCUCUUCUCUCAUUCCUUAUUUUAUUCAAUUCUUUCAUAGCUGACACAGUGAUUUUCUCAAUUCUUUCAUUCCAUUUAUCGUAGGAGAUACAAUGAUUUAACAUUGUUGAAAUAUUCCAAUCAAUCAUUUUUGAUCGAUUUUCUCAUUUUGCCUUCGUGAUAUCUCAAAGAAAAACAUGAAAAACUCGACGACACACAAACCCUAUCCCUUGUUUUUUUCCUUUACAUUUCUCUUUCUGUUACAAAUGUCGUAAAACCUUUUAUCGCUGCAUCCAUAAUGUAACGGAUGUAAAAUAAUCGGACCGUAACUACUAUAGAAUGCUCGAUGACAUUUUUCUAUCGAUCGGUGAAUAAAGAAGGAUAUAAAAAUAAAAUUAAAGUGUAAGAACGUACAUGUAAUUGCGAGUAUUUGGAAUUCAUUAUUGAAAAGAAUAAAUUGUCUAAUCGUGAUUAAACGAACCUGUAGAUAUCAUUGUUAUCUCUUGUAUUUGUGUUAGAUCAAAUCUUUUUUGUAUUUUUUGACACUUCCUAUAUUUUGUAUAAUUUUUUCUUUAAGAAAUAAUAUAAAUAAUGCAUGUACUAUCUCCUUGAGUGUAUAAAUGAAAGAAUAUCCUACUGUUGUGAAACUUUUAUAAUCGAUAUAGAUAUAAUACUAAAUAACAAUUUAAUUAUCCUAAUAUUUAUUAACUUUAUUUUUAAUCCAAAUGUCUCAUGAUUUUUGAACAUUUACGAAUUUGUACUAACAUACCUAUCUAUAAAUUUAUGUAACAAAAUUAUAUAGAAAUUGUAUAUGCGUAUUCCGAAGAGCUAAAAUAUUCGACGAAUGAAAUUUUAUUUUUCGAUAA